GCCCCCGCUCGGUCAGGGAACGACUUCGCGAUGGCGGUGCCGGCGCCGAGGGCCGUGUGGCAGAUCAGAAGCAAGCGUGGCCCAGGCAACCGCAACGCCGACAACAACGACCACGGCGACGACGAUAGGCUGAAUGUCACGAUGAAGCUCGCCCUGCGAGGCGCGCGGGACCUGGGGGAGGUGAUGCUCGCGACGAGCGACUUCUUGCUGAUCCCAUCCCAGGCCAUGCCGUACCAGGCAGGGCUGCAAGCAGCCAGGAAGUGCGCGGCGGGGGUUCGCUCUCGCGGCAAGAAGCAUGAACUGGGUCCGCCUCGCCCACGCGUGGCGAUCGAGGUCGCCCGCGCGAUCCACGACUCGAUCGACAGGGCCAACGGGGGGGAGAUGGAGAAGCAGUGCAAGGCCAUCCCGAGAGAGUUCAUAGACAGCACGACGAAGAAGUACGGGCCGACCGCGGAUCGAGCUAUCUUCCACAGCUUUAAGGCGAACGAGACCUACGAGAGGGAGAAGGAGAUCGGCCAGCCGGCGCCCGCGUGGCCCCGCGGCUUCUCUGCGUUCAAGAUGCAAGAGGCGAUGCCGGGCGGCCUGCUCGGGCUCAACGCGACCAAGCGCGAGGGGGCAGGCCCCAGGGCGGCCAUGGAGAGGGCAGUCAAGUCGGCGCUCCGACGCAGGCGCUGGUUACAGUGGCAGACGGGCAAACCAACAUACGUGGGCCGACUGGAGUUAUUGUGCGAGCAGGCCAUGAUGCUCCCGCAGCGGUAG
Prorocentrum cordatum is the source of this 759-nucleotide messenger RNA. The record is from the annotation of a GenBank genome assembly. Lineage: Eukaryota; Dinophyceae; Prorocentrales; Prorocentraceae.